Molecule: messenger RNA, 591 nt
Organism: Effrenium voratum
Lineage: Eukaryota; Dinophyceae; Suessiales; Symbiodiniaceae
Source: the annotation of a GenBank genome assembly
AUGGCCCGCUCGUGCUUCGGUCGCCUGCUGGCCCUGGCUGUCCUCAGUGUCUUCAUUGGCAGCUACUCCUUUGUGGGCGGGUUCCAGGGCAGAAGCGUCGGCGCUACAAGGCUUAACGCCGAGGCUGCCCCAAAGAAGAAGGCAAAGGCGCCUUGGGUUGGCCCCAAGAAGGGCUCUUGGGUCAAGAUCCUGCGGCCGGAGUCCUACUGGUACCAGACCCGAGGCCAGGUGGUCAAUGUGAACCAGAAGGCUGAGAUCAAGUACCCGGUGACGGUGAAGUUCGACCGAGUGAACUUCUCCAACGUCAACACCAACGGCUUUGCGCUGUGGGAGGUCAUCGAGGCCCCGGCCCCUGGCCCCGGUGAGGCGCCUUGGGUUGGCCCCAAGAAGGGCUCUUGGGUCAAGAUCCUGCGGCCGGAGUCCUACUGGUACCAGACCCGAGGCCAGGUGGUCAAUGUGAACCAGAAGGCUGAGAUCAAGUACCCGGUGACGGUGAAGUUCGACCGAGUGAACUUCUCCAACGUCAACACCAACGGCUUUGCGCUGUGGGAGGUCAUCGAGGCCCCGGCCCCUGGCCCUGGUGAGGUCUGA